ACCGUGAACGAGAAGAAAGGAAUCAAGGAAUCCGAAAAAGAUCGUGAAGCAGCUUUCACUCCUCUGCGCACAGGACGAGAAACGGAAUCAUUGGGAUAUUUGUGCAUCUAUUAUUUCGGUCGGAGCCCCAUCCAAUUGACAAUUGUGGUGUGGUGGCGUACGGUUUCUAGCUAGCUGGCUGCCUGGUUUUCUCUCUCUCUGGCUCUCUCGGCCUUUGCAAAGUGGUGGUGGUUCAGUGGCUGAAGUUUGGUGCUUGGAGGUGCGUCCAGAGGUCCGAGGUUGAGGAGGAUGGAAGCCGGUGAGAAUGGCUAAGGCGGCGGUCAGGCAUCGGCGAACCCGUGAUUGCUUCCUCUCCUGAUGAUCGACCACCUCUUUCUGCACAUUCCAAGACGAUCUUCCAAUGGUGGAGUUGUCCACCCAUCCAGAUCAGGUUGGCUGCUGACCCGCGUGAUAAGUGGCGGUUUGUUUGUUGAUGGUAGAGCAUGGAUAUCCUCUCCGAGAUUGAGGCAUUAGAAUUCAAAGAAGCAUUUGAUGAAUUUGACAAGGAUAGAAGUGGAUCCAUUUCCACCAAGGAGCUGCUGUUUGUCAUGCGCUCCAUCGGCCAGAACCCCACCGAGGACGAGAUCCAGGACCUCAUCAUGGAGUCGGAUCUCAACGGUGAUGGCACCAUCGAUUUCAAGGAGUUCCUCGCUAUGAUGAAGCGUAAGAGCGCAGAAACUGACCAAACAGAGGACCUCAAGGAGGCCUUCAGGAUAUUUGACAAGAACAAAAAUGGCUACAUCGAAGUGAAAGAGCUGAAAAACGUCACGACCAUGCUUGGUCAGAAAUUGACAGAUGACGAAUUCGAGGAGUUCUGGAAGGAGGCCGACGUCAAUCACGACGGCAAGCUCGACUACAAUGAGUUUGUCAAAGCCAUGGCAAACAUAUGAGGAGGGAAGAGCAAGCCAGCCAGCCAGCCAGUCAGCAACCCUCACCUACACACUCACUGGCUCACUUGGCAGAGUGUCGUCGUCAGCAACCACAAUUACAAUAGCAAUAAUAACAAUAACGACAACGACAACUUCAAUCAUCUUCGCCUUCCCUAAGAAAGACCUUCAGAUGGCAGAGGCAAAUAAAAGACCUUGGUUUGCCUCCACCACCUCUGAGUCAGUCUAACAAAGGGUGCGUACCAAAUGCUCAAGAACAUAUUCAAUGUAAAUGUAUAUUCUUUUAGAGACUGCUUGGUACAUCCAACCUGUAGCAUGAUAAUCAACCCCAACACCCUCCCAAUUUUUUGCCCAAUGCCACCUCUAAAAAGCCCAUAUCAUCAUCCCCAGAUGGUAGAACUGCCUCUGCGCCGUCCAUGUUUCAAGACACAUUUUAUACCUUCAUCCAAUGUUCUCCCCUCGCCGCCAAUCAAGUAUACAGUAAUUACUUCAUUAUCCUCACCACUCAAGACGAUGAGUGCGUGAAAGACUCGUUGUUGUAUUACCAAUAUUAUAUUCCUUGAAAGCUGUCAGUUACGGCCCAAGGAUCCACCCAAGUUGUUGGAUCCCCUUCCUCCGCUUCCCAGUCAUUAUUAUUCCAAAAUAUUCUAUCCUAAUAGUCAUCAUGAGAAGAAAAUAAAAACUGAGUGAUUGAUUCGGAGGUACAGCCCUCAAACAUGCCUCUGGAUUCACAAGGAUGUGCUCUAUUUAACGAACCCAAAGGUGUCUCAACGAUCUUUGGGGUUUGGGAGCCCACGGUUGGCCAUGGCCCUGA
This is a messenger RNA of Tigriopus californicus, 1740 nucleotides long. RefSeq names its product neo-calmodulin-like. Bases 483 to 929 code for a protein of 148 amino acids. The record is from RefSeq and is a predicted model, not a curated record. Gene Ontology annotation, molecular function: calcium ion binding; enzyme regulator activity. Lineage: Eukaryota; Metazoa; Arthropoda; Copepoda; Harpacticoida; Harpacticidae. The transcript is spliced from 3 exons.